Molecule: messenger RNA, 1290 nt
Organism: Jaculus jaculus (lesser Egyptian jerboa)
Lineage: Eukaryota; Metazoa; Chordata; Mammalia; Rodentia; Dipodidae
Gene: Med27
Product: mediator complex subunit 27
Exons: 8
Coding region: 24-959 (311 amino acids)
Biological process (GO): regulation of transcription by RNA polymerase II
Cellular component (GO): mediator complex
Molecular function (GO): transcription coactivator activity
Source: RefSeq, a predicted model, not a curated record
GGGCCGGCUGUGGCGGCGACAUCAUGGCGGACGUGCUCAGCGUCGGUGUGAACCUGGAGGCCUUUUCCCAGGCCAUCAGUGCCAUCCAGGCGCUGCGCUCCAGCGUAAGCCGAGUGUUCGACUGCCUGAAGGAUGGCAUGCGGAACAAGGAGACGCUGGAGGGCCGCGAGAAGGCCUUCAUUGCGCACUUCCAGGACAACUUGCACUCGGUCAACCGGGACCUCAAUGAGCUGGAACGCCUGAGCAACUUAGUAGGCAAGCCCUCUGAGAACCACCCUCUUCAUAACAGUGGGCUGCUAAGCCUGGAUCCUGUGCAGGACAAAACUCCACUCUACAGCCAACUCCUGCAAGCCUACAAAUGGUCCAACAAGUUGCAGUACCAUGCGGGUCUGGCAUCUGGCCUUUUGAAUCAACAGUCCUUAAAGCGGUCUGCAAAUCAGAUGGGCGUAUCUGCCAAGCGUCGACCAAAGGCUCAACCCACUACCCUGGUUCUACCACCCCAAUACGUGGAUGACGUGAUCAGCCGCAUUGACAGGAUGUUUCCUGAAAUGUCCAUCCACCUAUCCAGACCCAAUGGGACAUCAGCAAUGCUUCUGGUGACCUUGGGCAAGGUGCUGAAAGUGAUCGUGGUCAUGAGGAGCCUGUUCAUUGAUCGAACAAUAGUGAAAGGGUAUAAUGAGAAUGUCUACACAGAAGAUGGCAAGCUUGACAUAUGGUCUAAAUCCCACUACCAAGUGUUCCAAAAGGUGACAGACCACGCCACCACUGCUUUGCUCCACUAUCAGCUGCCCCAGAUGCCAGAUGUUGUGGUCAGAUCCUUCAUGACCUGGCUGAGAAGCUACAUAAAGCUGUUUCAGGCCCCAUGUCAGCGCUGCGGGAAGUUCCUGCAAGACGGCCUGCCCCCGACCUGGAGGGACUUCAGAACCCUGGAGGCCUUUCAUGACACCUGCCGCCAGUGACCCUGUCCUGUCCCCCAGCACUUCCCCAGACCAGUGCUGAGUGAUGCUGAUGGCCUGACCACCUUUACCACAGUGUCUGUCACCUGCUCUCUCUCUGCCCACCCCUGCUGGCAAGAUUGUCACCCAUCAGUACACAACCUGGUAUUCUGUGUGUUGGCAGGGCCCACAAGUUGGUCCUCCUGGGUCUGUUGCUGACAUUGUCUUCCUGAGCUGUUACUAGAAGAAGCCCAGUUCUUGCGUGUUGCUGUACAGGGUAGGGGUUGUUUUGCUUAGUUUUGUUUGUUUUUUUUUUUAACUUAUUUUUGUAAACAAUAAAACCUUUUGUACCCAG